GCAACCACCGGUGGAACACCCUUACUUGAAACAGAAAUAACAAUGCAGAAGACAACGAGAGCAUACCUGCCCAGCGCGGCCGCCACAGCCUGCCUAUCACUCCUGCUUAUCAUCUGCCUUACUGAAGGAGCUUCAGAGCAAAGAAUUAUCAGUAGAGGUAGCAAGUCUUCAAAUCUGUUCCAAAAAGUCAACGGAUGGAGAAGCCAGCGCGGAGGGUCCUGCUUGAGCUACGGACAUUCAUGUUGGGGAGCUCACGGCAAGCGAUCUGGAAAGCCAGCAGUGACAGCCCCAGCAACACCCCCAGAUUGGUACAUCACGAAAAUGCUUCGGCAAAUUGCUGCAACUAAUGAUAUGAACCACGACCAAAACUCCGAAAUUAAAAAAGAAGAUUCAACUGACAUCUAUCGAGUGUUUUUUGAAAAUAAUGCACCGAAUGCCCACCGCCUCGAAAGGGAUAGCGAAGAAGCACCACUUGAUUUUGCAUCAAAGUUACCGGAAGCCAAACCAAUGUUGGAUGACGAUUUACUAUCGAAGCUAAAACUAUGGCACUUAAUGCGAGUGGCUUCAGAAGAAAAUUAAACAAAACGACUGACACGCCCUUACACAUUUUAUUUAAUACUCUAGUAUUAACUUCGAUAACUGUCAAUUGUAAGGCUGGGUUGCAAUUGACUUUUUGAAUUAUAUAUGGCCUAAGUCAGUGUGCCACUCAUAAAUGAACGUGCAAAUUGUACCUGUCUAUGACAAAUUUCAAAGUAGGUGUAAAGUAGGUCGUUUUUAUGUGGAUGCGGCAGAUUCUUACAAACAAUAUCUGUAUUUAAAUUUAUGAAUAACAUAAAUGUUAGUAUAGCAUUGCUAUCAGCUGCAAGUCAAACAUUUUUUAUUGGCAAAUCAAAUAAACUACAGAAUAGUUUUGAACUAAUUAGACUUUUAUGUUAUUAAAUUAUGAUGACAUUGACAGCUGGUAUCAGCACAAUUGCUCCGACAUAUUCACGAAAAACGUUCACUUUCAAACGGAACUAGAUAGGGUAGAGUUUUCCAAUCUUUUUUGCUACCCACCAAAAUUCUAAUGAAUGCAACAAUUAGAAUUUUUAUGAUUAAAAAAUGUAAUUGUUUACUACGGAACUUGAUGUAUUUUAGGAAGAAAUUAAUAUGAAAUUCUUAACGAAAGUA
Molecule: messenger RNA, 1170 nt
Organism: Pieris brassicae (large cabbage white)
Lineage: Eukaryota; Metazoa; Arthropoda; Insecta; Lepidoptera; Pieridae
Gene: CCHa1
Exons: 8
Coding region: 43-579 (178 amino acids)
Source: RefSeq, a predicted model, not a curated record